AUGGGUGGCUGCGCUGCUCCAUAUUAUAAUAAUUCAGCUGUCAAAGAUUAUGCAAUGAAAAGAUUUCCUAGAAAUUCUGAACGGCGAGAUGGAUGGUUAAAAAAUGUUAACCGAGAAGAUUGGGUUCAUUUUGCUCCAGAGAUGUGGCAACAAAGAGCUAAUGGUAAAAAAAAGUUAAAAUCAGAUGCUAUUCCGACAAUAUUUGGCUUUUUUAUCAAGAAGCAAAAUAAAUCAAUAGAGAAAAUGGACAAUAAUACGCAAAUUAUAGAAUUUAUCAAUGAUUCCAGAAAUGAUAAUGUUCAAAAUAAGGAACAAAUUAUUAUAAUUGAUAAUUCUGAGCCAGAUAUUCCAUCGAUACCAUGUAUUUCGCCUACAAUGGAAUCGAAUAGAAGUGAAGUACAAAUUUAUAGCAUCAAUAAUACAGAAUCUGUUGAAUUAAUCAAUGAUCAUUUAAUAAAGGAUGUCCAAAAUAAGGAACAACAGAUAAUUAGUAAAGCAGAAGAAAUAGGUUUUCGAGUUAAUUUUAUAACAUCGGAUAUUCAACAAAUACUGGCUUGUGGAAGUUAUUAG
Cyphomyrmex costatus is the source of this 570-nucleotide messenger RNA. RefSeq lists its product as uncharacterized. The transcript is spliced from 4 exons. The record is from RefSeq and is a predicted model, not a curated record. Lineage: Eukaryota; Metazoa; Arthropoda; Insecta; Hymenoptera; Formicidae. The coding region runs from base 1 to 570 and encodes 189 amino acids.